Pomacea canaliculata is the source of this 1922-nucleotide messenger RNA. Its product is annotated as translin-like. The transcript has 6 exons. The record is from RefSeq and is a predicted model, not a curated record. Gene Ontology annotation, cellular component: cytoplasm; nucleus. Lineage: Eukaryota; Metazoa; Mollusca; Gastropoda; Architaenioglossa; Ampullariidae. The coding region runs from base 110 to 799 and encodes 229 amino acids. Gene Ontology annotation, biological process: RNA metabolic process. Gene Ontology annotation, molecular function: single-stranded DNA binding; RNA binding; sequence-specific DNA binding.
UCCAAAUUAACUGUAAAUUGUGUCCCUUGAUCUUCGAUCUCGGCGUGUUCUUCUCGCCGCUGGUUAAAUUAUCAAUUUACUCGCUUUGUUUCAACGGAGUGGCACCAAAAUGUCGACUACGCAAAUGUUCGCUGAAUUUCAGGCUUUUCUAGACGCUGAUUAUACGCUUCGUGAGGAAAUCCGCGAGCGGGUGAGAGAUCUAGAGCAGACAGCAAGAGAGAUUCAGACUUUACUGCAAGGAAUUCAUCAUCAGACAGACACUGAAAAUGUAGUAAUAUUGUGUGAGAAGACAAAGACUUUGUUUGAGAAAGUAACAGAACAGUUUGAUCUGUUAGCUGCAAAAAUACCUGAGGAUCAGUAUUACAGGUUCCAUGACCACUGGCGAUUUGUCAUGCAACGACUGGCAUAUUUAACAGCUAUGAAAGUCUAUCUUACCCAGGAUCGCUUGAUCACCCUCCAAGAAACAGCAAACCUUUUAGGAGUAAAAAUCAGUAGAAAAGAGGGCUUUCAUCUAGAUCUUGAUGACUUCCUCAUGGGACUUUUGACUAUGGCAUCAGAGCUGAGUCGCUUUGCAGUUAAUGCAGUGGUCUCUGGUGAUGUAUCACGCCCAGUCAAGAUCUCCAGGUUUCUCUCAGAGCUGGAUUCAGGAUUUCGUCUUCUAAACUUGAAAAAUGAUGCACUGCGUAAAAGAUUUGAUUCUUUAAAAUAUUCAGUUCAGAAAGUGGAAGGUGUGGUGUAUGAUUUAUCUAUCAGAAACCUUAUAUCUCAAGAUGGCAGCCCCAACAAGCCUCUGGAGUAAACAAAAGUGGACUUCAGCAAAUCAUAGUGUCAGUUUGCUCAGAUAGGCAGCAAAUUAAGAAAUUGUUUUUAGUUGUUUCUAAUUGCAUUUGUUGUGCCUACAAAAGAAAUUACGAAAAGAGUUGCGUUUUGCGGGUUCAUGUGAUUGAUAAGACACGGACUUUCCUUCAGGAAAGAUGUGUAAACAGUUUGUAAUUUCAGGUGUACUAAUGGCUGUAUCAAACAUUGGUCUGAUAAUCUUGAGCGCAGUCCAAUGCCGCAACAGUUAGUGCCUGUCACCAAUACAGUGAGGAUUGGCUGUCUUGGGUUCAGAUCUCGUCUCGGGCACACUGUUCUUUCUCUGUAUGUGGCAUCUGUUUACAGGGCUGACUGCUUUGCCAUGAUAUAGCCUUAGCUAUCUGCUCGAUGUAAAACACCAAUUUCCCCCUCUGAUGACCUUGAGGAAGGUGUUCUUUAAAUAACACUCCAAAGAUAUCUUUCACAAACGAAAACACUUCACUUAGAAGGCUACUGUACAUUAAUCUGUUAAUCCAAGACUAUGGACACUUACAAAUAUUUUUAAAAAGGAAGAUCCUGAUAGACUUAUUACAAGUUACAAGCAUGUUUUAAGUGCCCUGGUUGACUGACAAUGACAGUGAAAAAGAACCUCUUUGAAAAACAAUUUUUUUUUCAUUUUUUUUUUUUAAGAAAGAAGAUAUUGUCUCCAAUGCCAAAAAAAACAUGAGUCCUUACAAAUUUUUAGAAACAUCUGGUGAAUAGUGAUCCAGUCAGUAGAUAUAUGUACCAGUGAUUCUAUGCUUGUUUCUUCCACAUAAUAUGGAUGUAUCUGUUAAUACUGCACAGCAAAGAAUCCUGCUUUGUGAGUAAGAAGCUGAUUCACUCAAAAAUUAUAGAUUAUUGCUUUGAAGUAAUGCAGUCAUGCAGAAUGUGCAAUACUUUAAAAAUGCUUUGAACAACAUUGGCUAACUAAAAAUUCACUUUAGUGUCUUUAUUUUGGUCACAUUUAUUUCUGACUGCGGAAAAAAGAAAAAAAAUGUUUGUAUAAAAUAAUAAUGCUUUAUUAGACAGUAAUACAUGCAUCACGAAAAGAAUUUUGAACAAAAUAAAGAUUUGAGUUGAGGUAA